UCUAGAUGAGAUCAUGUAAAUGUAUACAAUUUAUUAUGUUAUUGUUAUAUAUAAGAUUAGAUAUAUUCAAUUCAACAAUUUAUUCAUCAUUAUCAUUGAAUUGUAUUUCAUCUACAUUAUUAUUAUUAUGCUCAUCAACAUCAUCAUCUUCAUUAAAUGUAUUCGAUCCAACCAAGUAUAAAGCAUUACCAUCUAUAUCGCCGAAUACUUCCAAAGAGUUAUCAUAUCAAUCAUCAAUCAACAAAAUCAAUAAUAAUAAUAAUAAUAAUGAUAACAAGAUGAAGAAGAAGAAGAACAAUGAAAAGAAUCAUCAAGAUGGAUCAUUGAAACCAUUCAAUAAACAAAUCACUUAUAGACUUAUUGAAGAAUCUAAUAUACCACAAUUUAUUGGUAAUUUAAUUAAUGAUUUUCAAUUAACCAAUUAUUUAUUAAAUUAUAUAUUCAAUCAUUCAUUAUCAUCGAAUAAUAAUCAUAAUAAUAAUAAUCUAAGAAUGAAUACAAUCAAUCAAAGUAAACCAUUAUUAAGUAUUGAUUUAAUUGCUAAUCAAUAUCAGAUAAUCAAUAAUAAUAAUAAUAAUAGUGAUCAUCCUCAUCAUCAUCAUCAUCAUAAUGAUUUACCACGUUUAUAUUUAUUUCCAUCUAAUCAAUGGAGUUCAAAAUAUUUUCAUAUAAAUUAUUAUAAUUUAUUUAAACAAGAAUUAAUACAAAUAAAAAAAUUAGAUCGUGAUCAAUUAUGUCAUUGGGAUCAUCAUCAUAAUAAUAAUAAUCAAUUUUUUAAAGAAAUCAAUACAUGUUUAUGUUCGAUCAAUACAUGUUCAAUCAUUAAUAAUCAAUCAAAUCUAAUCAAUGAUCCAUUUGAUUUACCUUAUUGUCAAUUUACAAUUACAAUUGCUAUGAAUUUAUUAUCGAUUGGUAUAGAAUUAAUGACUAUUCAUAUACAAUUAAUUGAUUUAAAUGAUAAUUAUCCAAUAUUUCAAUUAUUUAAUAAAUAUGAAUUACAUUUUAUGGAAGAUGCAUUAAUCGGUACAAAAUAUCAAUUACCAAUAGCUAUUGAUCAUGAUAUGUGUUUAUAUUCAAAUAUCACUUAUCAAUUAUUAUCGAUUGAUCAUCAUGAAAUCAAUUCAAUAAUCAAUAAUAAUAAUAAUAAUCAAUUGAAUCAAUCAAUCAAUUAUUUUAGUUUAAUAUUCAAUCAAUUAGAUGAUCAUAAUAGAUUAGAAAUACAAUUAGAUCAUAAUUUAGAUCGUGAACAAAUAGAUAAAUAUGAAUUGAAUUUAUUAGCUAUAGAUAAUCAUUAUAAAUUGAAUGAAAUUAAACAUACAACUACUCUACCAUUGAUUAUCUAUAUACAUGAUGUGAAUGAUUGUAAACCUGAAUUUACUAUAAUGAAAUCAAUAAUCAAUAAUAAUAAUAAUCAUAGUAAUAAUAGUAAUGAAGUAUUAUAUCAAUCAAAUGAACCUUUAUUGAUAGAAGUAUGUGAAGAUGUACCAAUUGGUUAUAUUGUAACAAAAUUUCAUGCAAUUGAUAAAGAUAUUGGAAAAAAUGCUGAAAUACAAUAUAGAAUAAGUCAGUAUACACAUUCUUUAACAAAAUCGUUUUUUAGACUUAAUUCUACAACUGGUGAAUUAAUAAUAAAAGAAUCAUUAGAUCGUGAAAAAUCACCUUUAUCAAAUGGUUUACAUCAAUUAAUGAUUACAGCAUAUGAUCAAGGUAUACCACAACGUAGUUCUAAUUUAUUUAUUAUAAUAAAAAUAUUAGAUAUUAAUGAUAAUUAUCCAAUGAUACAUUUAAUUGAUGAGACAAAAACAUUUCAACAAUCUAAAUUCAAACAAUCACCAUGGUAUCUAAUUGAUCAAUUCAAUAAUCAUAAUCAUAAUAAUAAUAUGAUUAAAAUCAAUAAUCAAUUAAUCAAUAAAAUUUGGCAAUUUAUCGAUGAUAAUAAUCAAUCAAUCAAUAUGAGUUCUAUUAUUAAUCAAUUAAAUAAUUAUUCUAUUCAUACUAAAAUGAUUGGUAAUCAACCUAUAAAUACAAUUAUUAAUAUUUUAAUGAUAAAUGAUCCAGAUUUAAAUGAAAAUGGUACAGUUCAGUGUUUAAUUAAAAAUCAAUUAUUGAUUUAUUCAAAAAGAUAUCAGGAUAGUAACAAUUAUAUUGAUCGUAAUUAUUAUAUAAAUGAUCAACAACCAUUUAUUUUAUUGGAGCCAUUUCAUUUUAUAAAUCCAUUUAAUGAUGAUCAACAAGAAUAUAAAGAACAAAAAAAUAAAAAAAUAAAUGAAAAAAUUAUAAGAAAACCAAGAGAAGAAAGUAAAACAGGAAGGAAACAAGAUGAAAUGCCGGUUACUACGACUACUACUACUACUACUAAUAAUAAUAAUAAUAAUAAUAUUAUUAAUAAUAAUAUAGAUUCAUUUUCAAAUCACAAUAAUUAUCAGUUAAGAACUAAUAUGAUAUUUGAUCCUGAUAAAAUCACUGAUUUAUAUUUACUUAUUGAAUGUUCCGAUUAUGGUUUACCAUCAUUAACAACAAUACAAACUAUACAUUUUGAAAUUAUUCAUACAUUUAAUGAUCUACAUUCAUUAUUGAAUAUUUCUCAUAUACAAAUAAUAAAUCAAUUCAUUAUCCAUGAUAUAAAUUGUAAUUAUUUUAAUGAUAUACAAAAAAAUUCUAAUAAAAAAUCAAUAUUUAGUUACUAUGAUCAUUUAUCACUAUCGAAACUAAUUUAUCCAAUUAUAUUGAAUCCUGUAUAUAUGGAAGCUAAAUCAAGUAUUUGUUUAAUUUUAAUGAAAGGUAUUCAAAUUCAUCAACAAUUAUUUAGUAUUAUAGUAAAAACAAAUUAUGAAACAAAUGAUAAUUAUCAAAUUAUAUAUGAAUUAAUUAAAGAGAUACCUAAUGAAAAUUAUUUUACUAUUAAUUCAACAUCCGGUAUAGUCAGUUUAAUGAAAGAAUUGAAUCCAUCUAGAAAAUUAAUUACAAAACAAUUAUUGAUACAAGCAUCAAAAAUUGGUACAUUAUAUGAUUAUUCCAAAGAUCUUAAUUAUAAAAUACAAAUAUUGAUUAAUUUGACAUUGAAUUUCAAUAAUGAUUAUUCUAUGGAAAUGUUAUUAUCGAAUGAUCUAGUAAAAGAUCCUGAUCAUGAUCCUGUUCAUGAUGAUCAUGAUCAAAUAAUAAUCUAUUUACAAAUGAAUCAAUCGAAUUCAUACAUCAAGACAUAUACUAAUGAUACAUAUCAAUUCUAUAUAACAGAUUCCAUUUAUUCAAAUGAUUCAAUAUUAUCAAAGAUUAUCGUUUAUUGUAUUCAAUAUUCUUCAUCACAUAGUCAUAAUGAUCAUUUCAAUCAUUAUUGUGAAUUAACAUUAAAAGUAUAUGAUUCUUUGAUAACAAUGAAUGAACAAGAUCCAAAAGAUUUUAUUUUAAAACCGAUCCAAUUUUUAUGUAAUCCUAAUCGAUCAAAUUCAAUAUGUCAUGGUUAUCAAAUCAAUAUUAAUCAUUUUAUUCAACAUUCAUUAAAAAUCAAUAUCUUCUGA
Molecule: messenger RNA, 3518 nt
Organism: Schistosoma mattheei
Lineage: Eukaryota; Metazoa; Platyhelminthes; Trematoda; Strigeidida; Schistosomatidae
Source: the annotation of a GenBank genome assembly